Molecule: messenger RNA, 5321 nt
Organism: Pygocentrus nattereri (red-bellied piranha)
Lineage: Eukaryota; Metazoa; Chordata; Actinopteri; Characiformes; Serrasalmidae
Product: golgin subfamily A member 6-like protein 22
Exons: 29
Coding region: 484-4470 (1328 amino acids)
Biological process (GO): spermatogenesis
Source: RefSeq, a predicted model, not a curated record
UCCAGUAACGCGUUAUGCUGUUUACAAAAGCCCAAAUCAGCCCCUCGAGCGCAUGCCAUCCAAUCCGCAGCAGGAAUUUUUGAUGGAAUGCAGCGUCGGCCAAUCGCCGUGCAGCGGAGGCGGGCUUUAACAGCCAGCAAGCCUUCCAGGAGAAGCCGUUUACAAGACCAACGAACACAGCAACACGACAAAUACAAACAAACUCCCUCAAGUCUGGUUAUAAGAGCUGACUUUUUAAAGCAGAUAUUUCCUUUUUUCCCCACUUAUGUUUCAUUUCGCUUGCCUGAAACAUAAAAGUUAGCACAGAUACCAAACGCUACGUUAUUAGGUAGUUAGGUUAGCGUUACUUUCAGCUGAUAGUUCGUCUGUGAAGUGUCGCGUCGUUAAUGGCCAGUAAAUAAUGAUAAUGUCAGCUUGAGGUUUUCGUAAAAUAAGAGUUUUUGUAGAGUUAUACGACUGAGACAGUCUCUCAGAACGCUCAAAAUGGACACUUAUAACUUCGACCUGAAAACCAGCCUCUCUGCUCCUGUAGGGAAGUCAGUGAAACGCUUGCUGGAUGAAUUCAAAAGUCUCUACGAGGAGAAGCUGCAGCGUCUCGAGAGUGAGAUCAAAUGUGGCUCACAAGCCGAGAGUCUGCGGAUGAAGGUCCGUAUCCUGCACUCAUAUGUGAACGACCUGAGUGACCAGAAUCAAGUCUUAGUCCAGACAGUGGAGGACCUUGAGAAGGAAGCAAGUGAGAAGGUCGCCAGCUUGGAAGUGAAAUUACAAGCUGGGGAUAAAAGCAUUCAUGAUUUGAACCAUGAGAGGAGGUGCCUUGAGGAGGACAACAGGCAUCUGAGAGCUGAGCUCCAAGCGCUGAAGGCUGACACUUUCACUCUCGCGCAGGUCAUGGGGGUUACCUUACGGGCAGUGCCACUGGAGAGGACCACUGACCGCUCGGCUCACAGUGCUCAAUCACCGCAGAAGCCAGGGGACCUUAUGAAGGCUCAGGUGGAGGAUCUGCGGAAUCAGCUGAAGGCCAAGAACGGGAUUAUUCAAAGUCUGCAAGAGGAAAUUAAGACGCUUUUGUUCCACAGUGCCCAGAAGAAGAAUGAGUUGUUGGAGAAGAAGGAAGCCAUGCUGCUGCUGCGGAAGCCAGAGCUGGAGACGGCUCAGAUCACCAGCGGAGAUGUCAUCGGCAAACCACACUCCGUGCUUUGGGUAGCGCACCAGGAAGCAGUAGCCUCUGAUGGAGAGCAGAGCAGGAGGAUCGUGGAGGUGCCAGCUGAGGUUGGAAACCCAAAAGAGGAGCGAGUACGCAAACCCAGUGAGCAGUUGCGGAAGCAGGAAGGGAUUGUGGGUAGAAUCCUGAACUCUCAGAGACCGAACGAGCUGGAGAUGUCCAAACUGACCUCUCCGGUAGAACAUCCACAGCUUCAUCAGGGCAAGGCCAGGAACUCCAGCGCGCACUCCACAAGCCAGGACCCCUGCGAACAGAAGCUCUGCGGGCCGGACAAUAGCAGGCCUUGUGAAGCGGACUGGGCCGUUCUGCAGGAUUCUUCUGAGGGCCUUCAGUGGAAUUUCAGCCACCAGCAAGAGCGCCUCCUUCAGAGCCACAAACAGCUCUGCUUGAAGCGCGAGCAGGUGAAAAGAAGAGAAGAAAAGGCCAAAGCAGCCAGCCCCGAGCUGCAGGAGCGAGAGGAGAGGAUGCGGCAGUUACAGUUGGACACUGCCUCUUUACAGGCCACUCAGAAUUGCAUGAGGAGGGCACUGGCUGGGAAAGAGCAGCAGCUGGUUAAAGAGCACGGCCACACUCUUCAGAGCCUCCAAAACCAGUUGCAGACCAGCGAGGAGAAAGUUAAUAGCCUGGGUUUAGAAGUCGGCCUGCUCAAGUCCAAAUUACAGGAAAAGACGGAACAAUCUCAACAGCUGCGAGAUCAAAUUCUUAAGCAGCAGGAGGCUUUAAGUAGGGCAAGCGCAACUCUUAAAGACACCAGGAGAGCAGCUGGCAAUAAGAUACACAAGAGAGAAAACAAGCUGUCUGUGGCCCAGAAGCAAUUACAAGAGGCCAAAAAACAGCUCGCUGACUGUAAAAAAGAGUGUCUCCAGAAGCAGAAGGAGCUGGAGAAGUUGCAGGAGGAGAAUGCAGAGCUGACAGUCCAGUUGAAGGAGCACUCGCAGGAGCUCCACAGGCUGAGCGGUGAGAAGAGGAAAGUGGAGCUGGAGCUCACUGUAAUCACUGAAAAGCACAGAACCAACCAACAAGAGGUGGCUGGCCAGGAUCAGGUGAUUCUCCAGCUGAAAACGGAGCUCAGAGUCUCUGAGGAGAAGCUUCAGGGAGCGCAGAAGGAGCUGGUGCUGCAGGAGGCUGAGGUCAGUAGGCUUAAUGAGAGGCAAAGGAGGCAGCAGGAGCGGUUACAGGAGCUGAGCGAGAUGUGUCGCCAAGGAGACGUCCAGUUGGACCUGAAAGAGCGGGACAGGCAGCAGCUACAGAGCCAACUGCAGCUCACCCAGCAACAGCUGAAGCGUCAGACUGAGCGAAUGGAGCGGACAGAGAGAGAACUGACCACUUCUCGGCAGGGUCAUGCUGCUGAUACAGAGCGCUGGAGCCACAGGAACCUGCUGCUUCAGAAGCAGCUCCAGCACGUCCAGGAGCAGAGCGCUCAGCACAGCCGCGUUCUUCUCGAGCUCAGAGACAACCUCGACCAGUCCCAGCGUGCACUGCAGCUAAGCCAAGAGAAGAUAACAGUAUAUGAGGACCAGUUGAAGGAGCGUGGUGGUGAGAUGAGCCUUGUGAAGCAGCAGCUGGAGGAGGUUCAGGAAGAGCUGAGAGAGAGCAGGACAUCUGCCCAGAGUCACCAGUCCACAGCAGACAUCUUCAAACAGAAAUACAUGGCAGCCAUGGAGAAAGUUCAGCAGCUGCAGGCCCAGAGCCAGAGGAUGGAGGAAGAUGCGCAGCUUUCUAAGAAACAGGUCAAGGAGGCGCAAGCAGAGGUUAGCAGUUUGAGAGAUGAAAUGGCCAGUUUGGAGAGUCGCUACAAGAAGAAAGCCAGCCAAAUGGAGCACUGGGAAGAGGCAGUGGAGCAGCUAACGGAGGAGCUUCAGGCUGCCCUGGACAGCCUGAGGACUCGAGAAGAGAGAAGCCUCCGGUGCGAAGAGGAAAUGCAGAGAUUAAGAGUGAAAGUGGACAGUCAGCAAAAGCAGAUAUGUGGUUAUGAGGGGAAAUGUCUCCAGCUGCAGACAGACUUCACAUCUUACCAGGGUGACCACAGUCGCUCCAAUGAGGAAUACGAAGCCCUACAGAAGCAGCUUGAUCUCUGCCAGAAGGCCCUGCAGCAGAGAGAGGAGGAGGUAGUACAAGUGAAGGCCGAGUUGCAGCACAUGCUGCUGACUCUCCACAGCAGAAGUGAAGAGGUACAGGAGGUGCGUGAGGAGGUGCAGAAGAUGCUGGAAGAGAAGCAGCGGAAGGAGGAGGAAAACCAGGCCGUGAGAAACCUGCUCACACUACUGGACCAACAGCUUCACCAGCCUUUUGUGCUCUGUACAGAUACAGCGGAUUCUGUAGCAGGGCAGGAGGAGAGAGCAGUGUUCUCGUCCAGUCUGAGGACCACAGAAGAGCAGCUGAGUAAGAGUCUGGAGCAGAGACAGAGCAGUUAUCAGCUCACCCAGCUACAUGAUCUUCUACAGAAGCUUCAGAAAGAGGCCAGCGUUUCUCAGAAAUCUUUACAGAAAGCUCUAGAAGAUGCAGCGGAGCAACAGAGGCGCAGCUGCGAGGCCGUGGCUGAAAGAGAUGAAGCCAGAGAGCAGAUGAGGCAGCAGGAGGCCUUGGUGUGUAAGCUGAGAGAGGAGCUGGAACAGGAACACAGCCGCUAUGAAGAACAGCAGCAUCAGUUAAGCAAACUGAAGCUCCACACGGCCGAUGUGGGUACGGAGAUGGACAGCCUGAGAAUCACAACACAAUACAGAAGCGAUGCACUGGUGAAGAGCUAUGAGGAGUGGGUUUUGGAGCAGAGCCAACAGCCCCAGCAUGACCAGAGAGAGUGCCAGGAGAGCCUAGAGGAGCGCCAUGUCCUGCUGAAGAGGGAGCAUGCCGUCCUGCAGGAGAAAUAUGAGCACAAUGUACGAGAGCUGCAGCAGUUGACUGUGACCCUAGAGGAAGCCCUCACUGAUAAAACACACCUCCAGCAGGAGAGAAUGCAGCUUGUGACCAUCAUCAGCCAAUGGAUCAAACAGCACAAGGCUGCUAGCGAAAGUCUGGCCAGACGAAUCAAAGAACAGAACUGGCUUUUGGCGGCCAUCAGCAGAGAGAAAGAGCCAGUGACAUUACGUAAACCACUUAGCCAAAGGAACAGAGACAACAGGGAUAGAUAUCAGGCAUCUGCAGGAGUGCAGAGAUUCUUCAGAGGAGGAGCUCAGGAGGUUGAAAGUCCGGGUGGAGGAGAGAGAGCGAGAGAUCCAGCAAUUGAAGGCCAUCCACAGUCACUCUGCUAAUCAACAAACACUUGUUAAUCAGCUGCGAGGUCACCUGGAGGUUGAGGAGUGAGAAUACAAAGCCAAAAGAAUACAUGUGUGUGUUGGGAAGGUUGAGGUGGUGAUGGAAAUACUUGGAAACAGAUGACAACUGGUUUAUCAUGUACAGUCACAUACAAACGUGACAUAUUUUAUGUUUUUCCCAUUAUGUUAAAUUUAGCAACUAAACAGUCAUGUUGCAUUAAAAGGAAAGUGCAGAAGUGUGCUCAGUAUAAGGGAUGUGUUUAUGUAUUUUCAUCAUAAAAAUCAACAAAACUGUCAGGGGUGCCUAAAAUUUUGCUUACAACUGUUUUACAUGCGCAUGUUUUAGUUGGAGUCACAAUAUGUUCUUUGUUAAUCAUUAUCAUGAUAUUGGCUGUUCUAACACACUCGUUUCAAACAGUCAGCAUCUUUAAAUUUGAGGGGAGAAAGUUCUGGAAGUACAGGAUAUAAGUAUGUGAUUACUUAUUAUACAACAGGUCCGGCCAUGCAAGCUGAUUGGUUGAGAAGCACUGUAACUGCAGUUAUUUCGCCAUAACAUCACGUUUUUUCACAAACACUGCAUCACUCCACUAAAAUGCCGUUGCUAAGCAAUGAGUUUGACAGCUGUAGGAGAUGCUCAAGUCAUUUGAACAUUUUUACUUCUUACUUCGCCACAAAGAGAAAAUGGGAGCCAGCUGAUGCAGGUCUAGCAGACGGAAGAGCUGAAAAGCUCAAGUAAAGGACUUUAAGGUCUGGCUUUAAGCCACUGAAAAGUGGCCAGCUUAACAUAGCAUUGGUUUUGUUUGUGUUUAUUGUGUAUGAAGCAAAGAUAUGGCUGCUGCAAUCCUGAA